Molecule: messenger RNA, 1829 nt
Organism: Drosophila grimshawi
Lineage: Eukaryota; Metazoa; Arthropoda; Insecta; Diptera; Drosophilidae
Product: RING finger protein 121
Exons: 6
Coding region: 268-1233 (321 amino acids)
Cellular component (GO): Golgi membrane; endoplasmic reticulum membrane
Molecular function (GO): metal ion binding; ubiquitin protein ligase activity
Source: RefSeq, a predicted model, not a curated record
AGUUUGCAACGCGGGGUCUGUGGAUUUUUGUACUGUUUUCAUUUGGCUGCAGGCAGCAAAUGACAAAUGGCAACGCCAUCAAGCGGUUAGUACCAAAGGGCAAUGACAGUGACAGGCAAACAGCGACAAUAUGUAAUGUUGCCAUUAUUAUUUGUUUUCCGUUUGCCUAAAUUAAUUGUGCAAGUUUAAAAGAAACGAAUUGUUGACAAAAUUCCGCAAAGACGCAGACGACGCCCUGGUUUGUACGCGCCGGCACACAGCGACAGCAUGCAUCAACAACACAUGGAUCUCCAUGCUCCGGUGGACUUGAACAAGUCCCUUGACGAAAUGUCGCCGGAGGAGCGGAUGCGCGCCGAGCACCAGCUGAUGGUGGAGAAGCAUAAAGGCCACGAUGCCAUGCACUCGGAAAUGGUUAUCAUACUGUUUAUGACGCUAGUCAUUGCCCAGAUCAUCCUCGUCGAAUGGAAGAAACGGCACUACAGAUCCUAUGCAUUUGUCACACUGCUGGCCAUGUGGCUAAUACCGCUAGUUAUCUCAUGCACCUUCCUCUGGAUACGUUUUAUCAUCAUCUGGAUAAUAUUCACAACUAUUACAUCGCUGGUCAUGCGGCGCGCCACAACUAAGCCCAUACAAGGCACAACGCCCAGACUCGUUUAUAAAUGGUUCUACUUCAUCUACAAGCUAAGCUAUGGCCUGGGCAUUGUCGGCUAUCUGGUGAUCAUGGCCGCCUUUUUGGGCAUGAACUAUGUAUUCUCUCAGCCGCCCAACACAUGGAUGGAUGUCGGUUUAAUGUUCUGUUUCUAUGGCCUAUACAUUGGUGUACUUGGUCGCGACAUAUCCGAGAUUUGUUCAGACAAAAUGGCCGCUGCCAUUGGUUACUAUUCGCCACAGGGCAUGCCCACUCGCCAUUUGGAUCAAAAUGUGUGCGCUGUGUGUGGUAAUAAGCUGCUGGUUUCCGAAAAGGAGGAGGGCGUCAUCGAGAAUACCUACAAGCUGUCCUGCAAUCAUGUGUUCCACGAGUUCUGCAUACGAGGCUGGUGCAUUGUCGGCAAGAAGCAGACGUGUCCCUAUUGCAAAGAGAAGGUCGAUCUGCAGAAAAUGUUUCGCAAUCCUUGGGAAAAGCCGCAUAUGCUUUAUGGUCGACUGCUGGACUGGAUUCGUUGGCUGGUCGCUUGGCAGCCACUUAUAUUUUUUAUAGUACAAGGCAUCAAUUGGAUGCUCGGUCUGGAAUAAGCAGCAUUAGCUUUCUGCUUACUGUAAAAUUGCGUCUAGUCAAGCACAUUUUAUGCUUAACACUGUUCUUUAUAACCAACCAACCGACUAACCAACAUAUACCAUCAGCAACUGAGACCAACUAAAACAAAAGUGCGAAUCCAAAACCAAAUACAUUAAUAAAUAAAUAGAAUCAAAAGCGAAUCAGCAUCAUUCCCAGGAGGCAUAGCGUCACCACAAGGUUUCCAUUUCGCUUGGUCCUGUAAAAAAAAAAAACAAAAAAAAAACAUAAGGGCGAUGCAAAGGAGCAACUUCUCCAGCUCCAUUUCCAUAUUGGCCAGCGCAGAACUGUGUCUACCACCAUCCAUUUUUAAUUCUUAAUUUCAUUUUAAAACUUGUAAGCCAUACAAUUGGUAUUUUAGAUAUAUAUAUAUGUAAAUAUCUAUAUGUAUGUAUGUAUGUAUAUGUUUGCAUAUUUGUUUGUACAUCUCGUGUAUCUAUGUGUACAUAUAUUGUGUGUUGUGUGUAUUUUUGUAUUACGUAUACGUAUUAUGCGUUUUUGCACUGGAAAUUGAAGUUAACGAUCUACAGAAACCUAUAAAUCAUUGAAACAAUUC